GUUGCGCCAUUCGAUUGUGUAAAAUGCCACCAGAUGGCGGCUUAGGAUUGCUGCUCUUCUGAAAGGCGCGGUUCCACUCGCGGUCCAAUUUACAAUAAAAAAUCUUUAAGCUUUUAAAAAUAUUUUCGAUUUUUUUAUUUCGGAAAGUUGUAAACGGUACCGCAAUGGACAGCAAAGGCUGCGGGGUAUGACCACGCCGAGACCGCGCUAGAGCACCAGAAGAGAAGCCCUUCCUGUAACCCGCCCGCGUUCGCCAGAGACAGGCCAGGCUCGUCGGAGAGCUUCGGAGAGAGAGAGAGAGACCUCGCUGCACGCUGCCACAGUCCCGCGGUGGGGAGGCUGCUGACAUCGCCUCGCCAUGAUUACCUCAGAGCUGCCAGUUUUGCAGGACCCCAGUAAUGAGUCGGGCCAGGCGGAGACGGUCAGCCUCAGCGUGAGCGUCAGCGAGCUGGACGACAGCGGAGAGCUCAAGGGCAAGAAGAAGAGGGGGAGGCCCGGGAGACCGCCGACGGCGAAUAAGAAGCCUAGGAAGGCCCCCCAGGAGAAGUCCCAGAUGGGGCCCCCGCGGGGGCGCAAGGCCAACGGCCUGCCCCAGCAGAACGGCGAGGGCGACCCCGUCACCCUGUUCGAGGUGGUCAAGCUCGGAAAGAGUGCCAUGCAGUCUGUCGUCGAUGACUGGAUUGAGUCCUACAAGCAGGACAGAGAUAUAGCACUUCUCGACCUAAUCAACUUCUUCAUUCAGUGCUCUGGGUGCAAAGGCACUGUAAGAAUCGAGAUGUUUCGCAACAUGCAGAAUGCCGAGAUUAUCCGGAAAAUGACCGAGGAGUUUGACGAGGACAGCGGCGACUACCCGCUCACCAUGCCCGGGCCGCAGUGGAAGAAGUUCCGCUACAACUUCUGCGAGUUCAUCGGCGUCCUGAUCCGGCAGUGCCAGUACAGCAUCAUCUACGACGAGUACAUGAUGGACACGGUCAUCUCGCUGCUCACCGGGCUCUCCGACUCCCAGGUCCGAGCCUUCCGGCACACCAGCACCCUGGCAGCCAUGAAGCUGAUGACGGCCCUGGUGAACGUGGCCCUGAACCUGAGCAUCAACCAGGACAACACGCAGAGGCAGUACGAGGCCGAGCGCAACAAGAUCGUGGGCAAGAGGGCCAACGAGAAGCUGGAGCUGCUGCUGCAGAAGAGGAAGGAGCUUCAGGAAAACCAGGAUGAGAUCGAAAACAUGAUGAACUCCAUCUUCAAGGGCAUUUUCGUCCACCGGUACAGGGACGCGAUCGCGGAAAUCCGAGCCAUCUGCAUAGAGGAGAUCGGCAUGUGGAUGAAGAUGUACAGCGACGCCUUCCUGAACGACAGCUACCUGAAGUACGUCGGGUGGACCCUGCACGACCGGCAAGGUGAAGUGCGAUUGAAGUGCUUGAAAGCCCUCCAGAACCUCUACACGAACAGAGAGCUCUUCCCAAAGCUGGAGCUCUUCACCAACAGGUUCAAGGAUCGUAUUGUGUCGAUGACCCUGGACAAAGAGUAUGAUGUAGCAGUGGAGGCCAUAAGACUGGUGACACUAAUCCUGCAGGGGAGCGAGGACGCCCUGUCCAACGAGGACUGCGAGAACGUCUACCACCUGGUGUACUCCGCCCACCGGCCCGUCGCCGUGGCCGCGGGAGAGUUCCUCCACCGGAAGCUGUUCAGCAGGCAUGACCCCCAGGCGGAGGAGGCCCUGGCCAAACGCAGGGGCAGAAACAGCCCCAACGGAAACCUGAUCAGAAUGCUGGUGCUCUUCUUCCUGGAGAGCGAGCUGCACGAGCACGCGGCCUACCUGGUGGACAGCCUGUGGGAGAGCUCCCAGGAGCUGCUGAAGGACUGGGAGUGCAUGACGGAGCUUCUGCUGGAGGAGCCCGUGCAGGGAGAGGAAGUGCUGUCGGACAGGCAGGAGAGCGCGCUGAUCGAGCUGACCGUCUGCACCAUUCGGCAGGCGGCCGAGGCGCACCCGCCCGUGGGGCGCGGGACGGGGAAGAGGGUGCUGACGGCGAAGGAGAGGAAGAUGCAGAUCGACGAUAAAAACAAACUGACAGAGCACUUCAUCAUGGCCCUGCCCAUGCUGCUGUCGAAGUACCAGGCGGACUCUGAGAAGGUGGCUAACCUGCUGCAGAUCCCCCAGUUCUUCGACCUGGACGUGUACAGCGCUGGCAGGAUGGAGAAGCACUUGGACGCCCUGCUGAAGCAGAUCAAGUUUGUGGUGGAGAAGCACACGGAGACGGAGGUGCUGGAGGCCUGCAGCCGCACCUACAGCACCCUGUGCAGCGAGGAGUACACCAUCAUGAACCGCGUGGACAUCGCCCGCAGCCAGCUGGUGGACGAGAUGGUCGACCGCUUCUGCCACUCCGUGGAGGACCUGCUGCAGGAGGGCGAGGAGGCGGACGAUGACGACAUUUACAACGUGCUCUCCACCCUCAAGAGGCUCACCGCGUUCCACAAUGCCCAUGACCUCACCCGGUGGGACCUGUUUGGAAACUGCUACCGGCUGCUGAAGACCGGAAUCGAGCAAGGGUCCAUGCCCGAGCAGAUUGCAGUGCAGGCUCUUCAGUGCUCGCAUUACGCCAUCCUGUGGCAGCUGGUGAAGAUCACAGAGGGUUCUCCGUCUAAGGAUGACCUCAUUGCACUAAGGAGAGUUGUCAAGUCUUUCUUGGCCGUGUGUCAGCAGUGCCUGUCCAAUGUCAACACCCCUGUAAAGGAGCAGGCGUUCAUGCUGCUCUGCGACCUCCUGAUGAUCUUCAGCCACCAGCUGACCUCGGGGGCCCGCGAGGGCCUGCAGCCGCUGGUCUUCAACCCCGACGGGCAGCUGCAGAACGAGCUGCUCACCUUCGUCCUCGACCACGUCUUCAUCGACCAGGACGAGGAGAACCAGAGCAUCGAGGGCGACGAGGAAGACGAAGCCAAUAAGAUCGAGGCCUUGCACAAGAGGAGGAACCUGCUGGCGGCCUUCAGCAAGCUCAUCAUCUACGACAUCGUGGACAUGCCGGCCGCCGCUGACAUCUUCAAGCACUACAUGAAGUACUACAACGAUUACGGUGACAUCAUCAAGGAGACGCUGAGCAAGACGAGACAGACGGACAAGAUCCAGUGCGCCAAGACCCUCAUUCUGAGUCUUCAGCAGCUCUUCAAUGAGCUUCUGCAGGACCAGGGCCCCAACCUGGACCGCACCUCGUCCCACGUGAGCGGCAUCAAGGAGCUGGCUCGCCGCUUUGCCCUCACCUUCGGCCUGGACCAGAUCAAAACCCGCGAGGCCGUGGCCACGCUGCACAAGGAUGGAAUCGAGUUUGCCUUCAAGUACCAGAACCCGAAAGGGGUGGAGUUCCCCCCUCCGAAUCUGGCCUUCCUGGAAGUCCUGAGCGAGUUCUCCUCCAAGCUGCUCCGUCAGGAUAAAAAGACUGUCCACUCGUACCUGGAGAAGUUCAUGACGGAGCAGAUGAUGGAGCGGCGGGAGGACGUGUGGCUGCCGCUCAUCUCCUACAGGAACUCCCUGCUGACGGGCGGGGACGAGGACCGCAUGUCCGUCACCAGCGGCAGCAGCAGCAGCAAGGCCGGCUCGGUCCGCAGCAAGAAGGGCCGGCCGCCCCUGCACAAGAAGAGGAUAGACGGUGAGGAGGAGAGCGUGGAGGGGUCCUGGCUGAUGCGGAACGACACCCUGCCCACGCCCCAGCUCACCUCCACCGUCCUGCGGGAGAACCCCCGGCAGGCGGCCGAGCACAUCCCCGACCAGGACUCCGAGCCGGGCUCCGAGUCCGACUACGUCCACAACCCCCAGAUGCAGAUGUCCUGGCUCGGGCAGCAGAAGCUGGAGGAGGUGAACCGGAAGGACCGGACGGGGAUGAACUACAUGAAGGCCCGGAGUGGAGGGGUGCGGCAGACCGUCCGGGGUCUGAUGGAGGAUGACGCAGAGCCCAUCUUCGAGGACGUGAUGAUGUCGUCUCGCGGCCAGCUGGAGGACAUGAACGAGGAGUUUGAGGACACCAUGGUGAUCGAUCUGCCUCCAUCCAGGAACAGACGAGAGAGAGCAGAACUGAGACCAGACUUUUUCGACUCGGCAGCCAUGAUAGAGGAUGAAUCGGGAUUCACCAUGCCCAUGUUCUGAGAAGAUGCGAAGAGGAGGGGGGGAAUGUUGACUGAAAAAA
This is a messenger RNA of Anguilla anguilla (European eel), 4169 nucleotides long. Its product is annotated as cohesin subunit SA-1. The record is from RefSeq and is a predicted model, not a curated record. Gene Ontology annotation, biological process: sister chromatid cohesion. The transcript is spliced from 34 exons. Gene Ontology annotation, molecular function: chromatin binding. NCBI's taxonomy places the organism in Eukaryota, Metazoa, Chordata, Actinopteri, Anguilliformes, Anguillidae. Gene Ontology annotation, cellular component: chromatin; nucleus; cohesin complex. The coding region runs from base 359 to 4129 and encodes 1256 amino acids.